AUGCACAUCAAGCAGAUAAUUAUUCAGGGCUUCAAAAGCUACAAGGACCAGACCGUCAUCGAGCCCUUUUCUCCAGGGACCAAUGUCAUCGUCGGCCGAAACGGCUCAGGCAAGAGUAAUUUCUUUGCCGCUAUCCGGUUUGUUCUCAGCGAUGCCUACACAAACAUGAGCCGCGAGGAGCGGCAGGCCCUACUUCACGAGGGCUCCGGCUCCGCAGUCAUGUCCGCGUACGUCGAGAUCAUCUUCGACAACGCCGACAAGCGCUUCAGCGAGCCCGGUGACGAGGUGGUGAUCCGCCGGACAAUCGGCCUCAAGAAAGACGAGUAUUCGGUGGAUAGGAAGGUUCAGACUCGGGCAGAUGUUCUGAAGAUCCUCGAGACGGCCGGCUUUGCAAAGGAGAACCCCUUCUACAUUGUCCCCCAAGGCCGCAUUGCCGCCAUAACGAACAUGAAGGAGUCCGAGAGGUUGAACCUCCUCAAGGAGAUUGCGGGAACCAACACGUACGACGAUCGCAGGAUACAGUCGCUCAAGAUCAUGGCCGAGACCAACAGCAAACGGGACAAGAUCGACGAGACACUGGCCUACAUCAAGGAGCGCCUGGCCGAGCUGGAGGAGGAGAAGGAUGAGCUGCGCGACUUCCAGGACAAGGACAGGGAACGGAGGUGUCUCGAGUAUGCGCACUGGCAUCGCCUGCAGGCGGCCAAUGCCGAAACCCUGGAGCAGCUAGAGGAAUCGAGGCAAGGAGGUGCCGGCGCCACGAGCAAAGACCGCGCGCAGCUUCAAAAGACAGAAAAGGAGAUUGGCGUGCUGGACCAGAAGACCCACGAGCUAAAGCAAAACCUGGAAUUGCUCUCUAUGGAGAGGCGACAGCUCGACGAAGACCGCAAAGACGCCGCAAGGGCACGCGCCAAGGCAGAGCUGAAGGCAAAAAACCUGGAUGAGACGAGGUAUGUACACGAACAAGCGCGGCAGAAGCAGGAGGCAGACUUGCAGGAGGUGAGGCGGAAAAUCCAGGCUGCCGAGUCCGACCUCUCCAAGAUCAUGCCAGAGUACGAGAAAUGGAAGAACGAAGAAGCGCAUAUCAGGAUGCAGCGGGACGAUGCGGUGGCCGGAAAGAACCGUCUCCUUACCAAGCAGACCCGGAGUUCCCAAUUCAAAACGAAAGCGGAGCGUGACAACUACCUCAAGCAAGAGAUUGACGACGCCACAACCUCUCUGGGCGUGCAGAAGGCCAAUGCCAUGGAUGCACAGGAGCAGGUCAAGUCGGUGGAGGCCUCGAUUGCCCAGCUCGAGAAGGCCAUUCAGGAGAUUCGUCAUAACAUUGAAGGCUACGGCGGGAACCGGGUCGCCCUUGCUGAGAAGCUCACCAAGGCUCAAGAGGCCCGCGAGCAGCUGCAUGAGGAGCGGAAGAGGCUCCGCCGCGAGGAGGACAAACUCGGCUCCCUUCUCUCGAAUACUCGGGGAGAGAGGGACCAAGCCGAGUCUUCGCUUUCACAGUCUAUGGACUCGGCCACCGCCAAGGGCCUUGCAACCAUUAGGCGGUUGAAGCGGGAAAGGGAUAUUCCCGGUGCCUACGGCACUCUGGCAGAAUUGAUGAGCGUGCCAGUCGAAGCCUACAAGUUGCCAGUCGAGCAGGUGGCUGGCAACAGCCUUUUUCAUUACGUCGUUGACAACGACAAGACGGCAACCAUGCUUUCGGACCAUCUCUACAAGACGUACGGCGGGCGGCUCACAUUCAUGCCUCUCGAGCAAUUACGGCCGAGGCAGGUUAAGAUGCCUAGAGCGUCGGACGCUCAACCACUCAUCAGCAAGAUUGAGUAUGAGCCAGAGUAUGAGAAGGCGUUCCAACAGGUAUUUGGCCGCACCAUCGUCUGCCCCAAUCUUACUAUUGCCUCCCAGUAUGCCCGGUCCCACGGUUUGGACGCCAUCACACCAGAGGGCGACACAACCAACAAGCGGGGCGCCAUGACUGGAGGCUAUGUGGACGCCAGGAGGUCUCGCCUCGAUGCUGUGCAAAGAGUCAGCAAAAUGCGCGAUUUGUACGAAGAGCAGCUGGCCGACCUUGACAAGAUCCGAAAAGAGAUCGAAGUCAUCGAUCAGAAGGUUACGGGUGCCAGCGGCGAAGAGCACAAGCUCGAGCAGCAGAUGCGCCAGUUGGAGAUGGGCUUUGAGCCGCUGAAGCUGGAGUUCCGGACAAAGAAUGCGCAGCUUGAGCGCGAACGAGCUCAUCUUGAGGCGGCCCUGGAACGACAGGCCCAGGUAGAGAAGAACCUAAAAGAGUUGGACGACUCUAUCUCGACCUACCAGACCGAGCUCUCCCAAGAUUUCAAGAAGGCCUUGUCGGCAAGCGAGGAGCGCCAGCUCGAGGAGUUCACGGCCGAAGUACAUAGGCUGCAGCGCGAACUAAAGGACGUGAGCAAGAAGCGGUUUGAGCUGGAAGGCCACAAGAAGCUUUUAGAGACGGAGCUACAGAGCCAUCUCCGGCCACAGGAGGAUCAACUUCGAAGCCAGGCCUUUGAGAACUCGGCAACUAGCGGCGGCGAGAACUACAAGGAUGCCCAAAGGGAGCUCAAGAAGGCACAGAAAGCCCUGGCUGAACUCGAAAAACAAUUGCAGGACAAUGAGCAAAAGGCAGACAAGGUCAGCGGCGAACUCGCACAGUUCGAGGCUCAGAGGAGCCAAAAGGAACAGGAGCUGCAAGAGUUGCAGAAGCGCAUCGACCAGCACCAAAAGAAGAUGGAGAAGAACAUUCAGAUGAGAGCCCGCCUUGUCAGCCAGGCGGCCGAGUAUGCGAAGAACAUCCGGGAUCUGGGUAUCCUGCCAGAAGAGGCCUUUGGCAAGUACGAGAAGAUGAAGCCGGAGCAGAUUGAGUCGAGGCUGCGGAAGGUCAAUGAAGCCCUCAAGAAGUACAAGCACAUCAACAAGAAGGCGUUCGACCAGUACAACAGCUUCACGACCCAGCGGGACCAGCUCCUUAAGCGGCGGAAGGAGCUCGACACAUCACAGAAGUCAAUCGAAGCGCUAAUCGAGCACCUCGACCAGGAGAAGGACGAGGCGAUUGAGCGGACGUUCAAGCAGGUCUCGCGGGAGUUUGCGACCAUAUUCGAGAAGCUGGUCCCCGCCGGCCAUGGCCGUCUCGUAAUCCAGCGCAAGGCGGACCGUGGCAAAAAGGGCAACAACCCCGCGGAGGAGUCGGACGAGGAGCCGACGGGCGUGGAGAGCUACACGGGCGUUGGAAUCAGCGUCUCGUUCAACUCCAAGGUCAUGGACGAGCAGCAGAAGAUUCAGCAGCUCAGCGGCGGGCAAAAGAGCCUGUGCGCCCUCUGCCUCAUCUUCGCGCUGCAGGCGGCCGAGUCGAGCCCGUUCGUCAUCUUUGACGAGGUUGACGCCAAUUUGGACGCACAGUACCGCACGGCGGUCGCCAGUCUGCUCAAGAGCAUCUCGCGGGAGCAGGGGACGCAGUUCAUCUGCACCACGUUCCGCCCGGAGAUUGUGCAUGUCGCGGACAAGUGCUAUGGCGUCACGUUCCACAAUAAGACGAGCACGAUUGACUGCGUACCGACCGAGGAGGCGCUGAAUUUUGUCGAGGGGCAGAAGAAGUGA
Molecule: messenger RNA, 3603 nt
Organism: Parathielavia appendiculata
Lineage: Eukaryota; Fungi; Ascomycota; Sordariomycetes; Sordariales; Chaetomiaceae
Product: RecF/RecN/SMC protein
Exons: 4
Coding region: 1-3603 (1200 amino acids)
Biological process (GO): mitotic sister chromatid cohesion
Cellular component (GO): mitotic cohesin complex; chromosome
Molecular function (GO): double-stranded DNA binding; cohesin loader activity; ATP hydrolysis activity
Source: RefSeq, a predicted model, not a curated record